GAGCAGCCAUGGAUUUUCCUUUCAAAAAUAGAAUGUGUGAAGGAGGGAAGACUGGCUGCUAAGUUCCAUCUAUAAUAGGAUUCAUCAAUUCUAGCUCAAACUCUGUUAGGUUCCAAACACAAUUGCAUAAACAUUCAAUUUUCUUUUGUUUUAGAUAGUAUCAAAAUGGAACAUCUAAUUAAAAAACAAUAUACAAUUCCUAAAAAUAAAAAAGAGCAGAAGCUUUGAAAGGACACAAAUCAUCUAAAGAUUCCGUUCAAAAAAAGGCAAAAACACAAACCUUGUUUCAUCAUCCAUCAUUAAUUACCAUAAGCCUCUGAGACCAGCACCAUAAGAACCAGGACUGAAAGAAAAAACAUCCUCAAAAAGUUAAACCUUUCGUUGGUGGCAAUUACUCGCUUCUGUCAAUUGUCACCUUCUGGGUUCUCCAUUGUUGGUUCUGCAGAGGAGGAUGAGUUCAGCACAUGCUCCUCAAGAUUUUGAUCAUAUAUAGCAUGCAAGAUAUCUAGAAAAAAGAACAAAAAAAAAGGGUUUUAGGUAGUUGGGGAAGAAAGAAAGAAAGAAAGAAAGAAGAAAAAAUGAACGACCUUUUCUCAAACUCGUUCAAGAAAUACAGUGACCUGAAAGAGCAGGCAUAUCUAGAUGACGUGGAGGCGGGGAAAGAAAGCGUGAACCUGGACAAGUUCUUCGAGGAUGUGGAGGACGUGAAAGAGGACAUGAGGAGCGUGGAGAUGCUGUACAGAAAGCUGCAAGAGGCGAACGAGGAGAGCAAAACGGCGCACACGGCGAAGGCGAUGAAGGAGAUUCGGGCGCGCAUGGAUAAGGACGUGGAGCUGGUGCUGAAGCGCGUGAAGGUGGUAAAGGGGAAGCUGGAGGCGCUGGAGCGGUCGAACGCGGCGAACCGGAGCUUGCCGGGGUGCGGGCCGGGGUCGUCGGCGGACCGGACGAGGACGUCGGUGGUGAGCGGGUUGGGGAAGAAGCUGAAGGACAUGAUGGACGAUUUCCAGGGGCUUAGGGCGCGCAUGCACAUGGAAUACAAGGAGACGGUGGAGCGGAGGUACUUCACGAUCACGGGGGAGAAGGCGGAGGAGGAGACGAUCGAGAAUUUGAUAUCGAGUGGGGAGAGCGAGAGCUUUCUGCAGAGGGCGAUUCAGGAGCAGGGGAGGGGUCAGAUAAUGGACACCAUUUCGGAGAUUCAGGAGCGGCACGACGCCGUUAAGGAGAUUGAGAAGAACUUGAUGGAACUGCACCAGGUUUUUCUGGACAUGGCGGCGAUGGUGGAGGCGCAGGGGCAGCAGCUGAACAACAUCGAGAGCCACGUGGCUUAUGCGAGUUCGUUUGUGCGACGUGGCACGGAGCAGCUUGAGGAUGCCAAAGAGAUUCAGAAGAGUUCCAGGAAGUGGACCUGCUAUGCCAUCAUUCUCGGCGCUGUUCUCAUCGUUCUGCUUCUCUUCCCUCUCUUCACCUCGCUCUUGCCUGUUCUCUUGAGGUGAACGAUAACACCUUCACACAACAAAGGAUCCAUGCAACACAAGAAGCUUUUUCUCCAUUUCGAUUCUAGUAGAUUAGGAACACUAUACACAACUGUGCCAUAUAGGAACCUGCUAUUCUUCUCAUCUUAUGUAAAUAGCUUCACACAUUUUCGGAACGGAUGCUUUGUUUCAAUCAUAUUACUCUCUUCGUUUCAUUUCCGCCUGUUUUCUAUUCAGAACAGUAAGUACAGUUUCAUGUUACAGGGGGAGAGAGAUGAACUGGUUGAAGGAAGGGUUUAACAGCGAAAAUGUGUUGACCCUUUUAAAAACAUAGUUGUUGGAGUAUGAAAAACAAAACACUCACUUUUUAAUCUACAGAUAAGUUUUUUACAAAAGUGGGAUUGAUUUAUGUUAAUAUAUGUUCUUUCAUAUACAUAGACAUUGAAAUUAAAUCUCUUACCAUGACGUUGUUCUCUGACCAUGUUGAUUGUAUUAUGUUAAUGUUUGUUACGAUGAUUUGAAAGAUUAAACCGAUAUCCUUUACCUUUAGAAUGUUACAAAUAUGAAGUGAGUAAAUUCUCUAAUGUUACACCAGCUCCAUUGUCAUUUUCCCAAGAGAAGGAUAAAAGUGAAUAACAUUCUACAGAUUAGAAAUAAUUAGAACUUUGUGCGCUCUGAAUAAUUAAUGCUUAGAAUUUGAAACAGUGAAAUUGAAAUUCAGUCAAUCUGAAUUCAACCUAAAAAUGGAUGUGUAUGCAAUAUUCAUGUUAGAGAGGAACAGACCUAAA
This is a messenger RNA of Vigna unguiculata (cowpea), 2260 nucleotides long. Its product is annotated as syntaxin-125 pseudogene. NCBI's taxonomy places the organism in Eukaryota, Viridiplantae, Streptophyta, Magnoliopsida, Fabales, Fabaceae. The record is from RefSeq and is a predicted model, not a curated record.